GCUGCGUGUUUGUGAGCGAAAACGACAUCAGCGGCAGGUCUUCACGGGUGUACGGACAGAGAGGAGCUGAAGGCAGGAAGAGUCGCCGAUGGCCUCUCCGCUCAAAGUCUGCAUAGUCGGAUCUGGAAACUGGGGCUCCGCCAUCGCCAGGAUUAUUGGAAAUAAUGCCAGGUCACUGCAGCACUUUGCUACCACUGUGAAGAUGUGGGUGUUUGAAGAAAAUAUCAGUGGCAGGAAGCUCAGUGACAUCAUCAACACUGAGCAUGAAAACAUUAAGUACCUGCCUGGAUACAAACUACCAGAGAAUGUGGUGGCUGUUCCCAAGCUCUGUGAUGCUGCCGAGGGAGCUGAUCUCCUGGUGUUUGUGGUCCCGCAUCAGUUCAUCAGGAAACUCUGUGACGAAAUGGUGGGAUGUGUCUCUACCAAAGCUCGAGGAAUCACACUCAUAAAGGGAAUAGAUGAGGGCCCUGAGGGCCUGAAGCUCAUCUCUGACAUCAUUCGUGAGAAGAUGGGGAUUGAUGUCAGUGUCCUCAUGGGAGCAAACAUCGCCAAUGAAGUGGCAGCUGAGAAGUUCUGUGAAACCACUAUCGGCAGUAGGAAUUUGGAGAAUGGCCUGCUGUUCAAAGAGUUGCUGCAGACUCCAAACUUCAGGAUCACAGUGGUAGAUGAUGCUGACACAGUGGAGCUGUGUGGAGCUUUGAAGAACAUUGUUGCAGUGGGUGCAGGGUUUUGUGACGGCUUGCAGUGCGGUGACAACACCAAGGCAGCUGUGAUCCGUCUGGGGUUGAUGGAGAUGAUAGCCUUCACUAAACUCUUCUCUAAGAACGGCACGGUUUCCACUGCAACCUUUCUGGAGAGCUGUGGUGUGGCCGACCUCAUCACUACAUGCUAUGGCGGCCGCAAUCGACGAGUAGCAGAGGCCUUUGCUAAAACAGGGAAGAGUAUUGUAGUGCUGGAGAAUGAGCUGUUGAAUGGUCAGAAGCUCCAGGGUCCUGCCACCUCAGCUGAGGUUUACCGCAUCCUUCAACAGAAGGGCCUGGUGAACAAGUUCCCUUUAUUCACGGCGGUUUAUCAGAUUUGUUUUGAGGGGAGGCCAGUCCAAGAAAUGAUUUCCUGCCUGCAGAGCCCCCCGGAACACAUGUGAUCAUCUGAUGGGUCUCAGGGAGCUGCUGAAUGGACUUAUCAGUUUCAUACUAAGAUCAGGUUAGCAUUAGGUGCCUAUUCUGUGAAAAACAACAAUACCAAACAGCUUUAUUUGGGACAGGCGCCCAUAAAAUUCUAACAGCGUAGGAGGAAAAACAAAUCUCAGUGCUAAAACACAGCAAAAACCAACCGUCCUGUUGCCUUUUGGUAACCACUUACAGUGUUUAUCCAAGCCAGCCAAGAAUUUCCUCUUUAAACUAUCAGAUAUGAAAACAAGGCAUAUUCUGAGUCUUUAAGAACAAUAGGCAGAACCUACACUAUACUGCCAAAAGUAUUCACUCACUGAUCAAAAUCAUUGAAUCCAAGUCUUCCAGUCACUUCCACAGGUGUACAAACCAAGCACCUAGGCAUGCAGACUGCUUCUGCAAACAUUAGUGGGUCGCUCUCAGGAGCUCAGUGAAUUCCAGCAUGCAUUUCCUCACUACUAAA
This is a messenger RNA of Archocentrus centrarchus (flier cichlid), 1632 nucleotides long. It is a transcript of the gene gpd1l, whose product is annotated as glycerol-3-phosphate dehydrogenase 1 like. Gene Ontology annotation, cellular component: cytosol. Gene Ontology annotation, biological process: glycerol-3-phosphate catabolic process; carbohydrate metabolic process. The record is from RefSeq and is a predicted model, not a curated record. The transcript is spliced from 8 exons. Gene Ontology annotation, molecular function: NAD binding; protein homodimerization activity; oxidoreductase activity, acting on the CH-OH group of donors, NAD or NADP as acceptor. The coding region runs from base 89 to 1144 and encodes 351 amino acids. NCBI's taxonomy places the organism in Eukaryota, Metazoa, Chordata, Actinopteri, Cichliformes, Cichlidae.